Messenger RNA from Eimeria necatrix, 3162 nucleotides. Its product is annotated as radial spoke 3 protein, putative. The record is from RefSeq and is a predicted model, not a curated record. Gene Ontology annotation, cellular component: cilium. The transcript has 18 exons. NCBI's taxonomy places the organism in Eukaryota, Apicomplexa, Conoidasida, Eucoccidiorida, Eimeriidae. The coding region runs from base 1 to 3162 and encodes 1053 amino acids.
AUGUUCUCCUACGCCUAUUACUUCCUCGACGUCUUCGUGGGGCACGCCGCUGCUGCUGCUGCUGCUGCUGCUGCUGCUGCUGCUGCUGCUGCUGCUGCUGCUGCUGCUGGUGAUGAUGCUGCUGCUGCUGGUGAUGAUGGUGAUGGUGAUGGUGAUGAUGGUGAUGGUGAUGGGGAUGGAGAUGGGGAUAGUGAUGAUGGGGAUGCUGCUGCUGCUGCUGCUGCUGCUGCUGCUGCUGCUGCUGCUGCUGCUGCUGCUGGUGAUGAUGCUGCUGGUGAUGAUGGUGAUGAUGAUGGUGAUGAUGGGGAUGGGGAUGGUGAUGGUGAUGGUGAUGAUGAUGGGGAUGCUGCUGCUGCUGUUGCUGCUGCUGCUGCUGCUGCUGCUGCUGCUGCUGCUGCUGCUGCUGCUGACAGCUUCUUGCUGGCAGUUCCUGCGCGGGAGGGCUGCGAACACUGCGGCAGCCACCUCGAUGCCCUCUUUAAUCCUUCUUUGUCCUCCAGCGGCUCCUGGGUGAGCUGUAGAGACAGCAAAAGAUGCUUCGGGACUUGCACUGGGCGGCAGCGGCUGGGGGGCCCCCAGGGGGGCCCCCAGGGGGGCCCCCAGGGGGGCCCCCCGGGGGCCCCCGAGGGGGCCCCCGGGGGCCCCCAAGACAGCAGAAGCUGCGGCUAUACCCAAACCUAUAGCGAAGGCAGCAGCAUAUCGGGGGCCUACUUUUCAGACCAAGUGGCUCUUGGGGGCCCCGACGAGCUAAACCCUAGCAUCCAAUAUGACUUCAUUGGCUGCCACGUGCGGGAGACAUCCUUGUUUGUAACGCAGAAGGCCUCAGGCAUUUUUGGGGUUUCUUUUCCCAAGGGUUUUCGGCAGCCAACUUUGGUGGACAUUAUUUUUGAAAAGGGUUUAGUGCAGGAGAGGAUCUUCUCCAUUUGCAUAUCCGAAGACGGGGGUUUGCUGACGGUGGGGGGCAUAGAGCCUUCGUUGGUGACUUACGAGGGUUUAGGAGUUCAAAUUGCAAAAAUGGAGGCUGACGGCGAAACCCUAGGGCUUGGCGAACACGCCUUCGGCAAAACCCUCGUCGACUCAGGCACGACUUACUCGUACUUCCCCCCCGCAGUGUUUGGGGCCUGGAGAAAACUCCUUUCCCGCUACUGCGUGGCUUCUUUGUUUUGCCAAAAAGAAAAAGACGGAAGACCUUGUUGGAGGUUUUCUUCGAAGGACUUUUUUGGCCAACUUCCGAAUAUAACUUUGACUUUUAAGGGGGGAGGAAAGGUGGUUUGGACCCCUCAAAGCUAUCUUUACAGGAGAACUGGAGGGUUUUGGUGCGACGGGCUGGACGACAACCACAUUCAAGAAAGUGUUUUGGGACUUUCUUUUUUCAAACAUAAACAAAUUAUUUUCGACAGAGACAGAGACCGAAUUGGAGCCAUUAAUGCCUCUUGUCCCAGCUUUUUCCUCGAAGAAAGAAAGGGUUCUUCGCCCCAGAAGUUGGCCGACGAGCUACAAGAGUUGUCUGCUGCAAACGGAGUCCACGAGAUGUUUGAAGACAGCUCCUACCCCCGCAAAAGCCCUCAAGUCGUCUACAGCACCUGGGGCGAACGAGACAAAGCGGCUUAUUUCUUUUGGUUUUUGGUGUGUUUGGGGACUUUUUGCCUGGCGGUUUACGCGCUGCUGCGCUGCUGCCGCGGCGCUGCUGCUCUGGGAUCGUCUCCCGUGGGAUCGGCUCCCCUGGGAUCGUCUCCGCGGGGAUCGUCUCCCCUGGGAUCGUCUCCCCUGGGAUCGUCUCCCCUGGGAUCGUCUCCACCCCACAACUCCUUUCUCGAGGCCCAGCGAAGGGCCCACGAGGCCCGCCUGGCCGUCUGGGAGGCCGCAGUCGGCAGCAGCGACGAGGAGCCCCCCGCCAAGCAGCAGCCCCCAACAACACGUGGCUGCGGCGCCGUCGUCUUCCAUUCUGCUGCGGGAAAGGCUGCUGGGGGCUCAGAGGGCAACAGUGCCGCAGCUGUAUCUGCAGCACGAGACGUGGCGCUGCAGACAGACCCGCAUAUUGUGUGCCUCACUGCAGCAGCAAAAGAAGUCGAAGCAGCAACUCAAACCCUAAUUUUAAAAGACAAACCCUUAUCGCCUUUGGUGGCUCUUCGUUCGGAACUGGUCGACGCAAACACGCAAAUUCUGGACGGAGACCUUUUCGACUUCGACGAGGAAGUCGUGCCGGUGCUGGAAGUUUUAAUAGGCCGAGUUAUUGAGCAGAGUUUGAAUGAAGUACUGCAACAAGACGAGCUGCUGGCAAUAAAGCAGCAGCGGGAAGCAUUUGAGAGAGAGCGGCUGCAGCAGCUAAUAGAAGUCCAAACCCUAGAAGCAGCAGAGCAGAGGAGGCAGCAAGAGGCCGCGCGGCGACUGCGGGAAAGCGCCGCGCGCGCUGCGCUGCAGCAGUUCGCUGCGCAGAAGGCCCUGGCCUUUGCAGUGGCCAAAAAGAAACUUUUCGGAUUUGCAAAAGAAACAAUUAAACAACUGGAAGAACAAAAACUCUUUUCCAAGUCCACCAGCGUCAGCCCGCCAACCCGCUGUACAGACAGUUCGUUGAGGUCACAAAAGACACAGAGAGGAACUUGCAGGUUAUCGCAGCCACAGCAGCAGCAGCAGCAGCAGCAGCAGCAGCAGCAGCAGCAGCAGCCACAGCAGCAGCAGCAGCAGCUACAGCCGCAGCAGCAGCAGCCACCGCCGCCGCAGCAGCAGCAGCUUCAGCUGCAGCAGCAGCCGCCGCCGCAGCCGCCGCCACCGCCGCCGCAGCAGCAGCAGCAACAACCGCAGCCCCCGCAGCAGCAGCAGCAGCAGCAGCAGCUGCUGCUGCUGCUGCUGCUGCUGCUGGAUUCGUUUUUUGCUGAAUUAAAUGCUGGAGUUUGCUGCUGCUUGCUGCAGCUGGCGCAAAGAAGACAAGAAGCUGCGGAAAGAAAAGAAAUGAAAAAAGAAGAUAAUUUGAAAGAGACGCGGCAGCAGCAGCAGCAGCAGCGGGAAAGAGAAAUUAGGGAAGGAGAGCUUCUUGCUGCUGAGGACAUCAACGUGCUGCUGCUGCAGCAGCAGCAGCAGCAGCAGGAAGAGGAAGCAAACGAAGAAGACGCAGAAGCACCUGCAGAGGCUGAAGAGACUCCUGAAGACCCUGAAGAACACUAA